AUGGACGGAUCUAGUAGCCCUAGCGAUAGACCGGUUGGCGAGAGGUCCCGUGAGGACUUACCGAUGAUUACAUACCAGAUCAGGCCCGGAGGAGCUAGAGCCUAUUGGAGCCCAUCUGACCGCUAUAGGCGUUGCGAGCGUCGGCAUAUUUACACUUAUCCAAAUGAAGUAGUUCUGGCUGUUGUGAAAGAGCGGAAGGUCCUAACGAGGGAUAAUACUAGGCUUGGAAUUGAAGUGAAUUACCGAAAGGAAACUAUAAAAAUGCAAGCCGAGCGGAUUAAGGAACUUGAGUAUGAUGUGGGAAAAAAGCAUGACCCUCUUUUGAAGCACCUCAAGGCUCGAAGAAGCUCGAAAAGAUCAGUGAAUUAUGUGACUGAGGAAUUGGGAGAUGAGUAUUCGCCAGUUUAUGUUGGCCCUCAAGAAGGGUUGAAGGAAGCUGACAGGAUCACAACAUUGCCAGGACAGCCAAAUGCAGUAAAUUUUGAUCAGUAUUCAGGGUAUGUCACAGUUGAUCCUAAAGCUGGUCGAGCUCUCUUUUACUAUUUUGCCGAAUCCCAAAACUCUUCGGCCAAGCCUCUGGUUUUGUGGCUAAAUGGAGGACCUGGAUGCUCCUCAAUUGGAGCUGGAGCAAUGACUGAAUUGGGACCUUUCCGAGUUAAUAAGGAUGGGAGCACCCUCUGGCUUAAUCCAUAUGCCUGGAACACUGUGGCAAACGUACUCUUCUUGGAAUCUCCAGCUGGUGUUGGAUUUUCUUACUCCAAUACAUCCUCAGAUUACAUUACCGGAGAUACAAAAACUGCAGCAGAUUCCUAUACAUUUCUAGUCAACUGGCUAGAAAGGUUCCCUGAGUACAAAACCAGAGACUUCUUGAUAACCGGAGAAAGCUACGCUGGUCAUUACGUGCCUCAGCUUGCUCAACUCAUUCUCCAUAACAAUAAGAUAACGAACCAAACUGUCAUUAACUUGAAAGGAAUUGCUAUUGGGAAUCCAUACGUUGAUAUUGAAACACAAGGCAGUGGGACUUAUGAUUAUUACUGGACCCAUGCUCUGAUAUCUGAUGAAAUUCAUCAGGGUAUAUUUUCCAAUUGCAAUUUUUCUUCAGGAAAUACAUCAGAUGCUUGUCAGACAUACGAAGACCAAGCAGAUUCAGCUAUAGGCAAUAUUGAUGAUUACAAUAUCUAUGCUCCCUUGUGUUCUUCUUCUUCAAAUACUCCUACUACGAUAUCAGAGUUUGAUCCUUGCUCGGAUCAUUAUGUAUACACUUAUCUAAAUACUCCUCAAGUGCAAAAGUCACUUCAUGCUAACACCACUGUCAUCCCAGGACCAUGGGAUUCCUGCAAUGACUACAUACACCUUAAUUGGGAUGAUGAACCAGAUACAGUUUUACCUACCAUCAAGGAAUUGACUGAGAGUGGCAUUAGCGUUUGGAUCUAUAGUGGAGACACAGAUAGUGUAUGUUCUGUAACAACAACUAAGUAUGCCUUAAACAAACUCGGAUUAUCGGUGAAAAAUCCUUGGUAUGCUUGGUACACCCAAGGCGAGGUUGGUGGUUAUGCAGUGGAAUAUGAAAACCUGACCUUUGUGACAGUGAGGGGAGCUGGACAUUUUGUUCCUAGCUAUCAGCCUUCUCGUGCACUCACUUUAUUCUCAUCCUUCUUGGCCGGAAAGCUUCCACCUUCCAACUAG
Molecule: messenger RNA, 1686 nt
Organism: Coffea arabica (coffee)
Lineage: Eukaryota; Viridiplantae; Streptophyta; Magnoliopsida; Gentianales; Rubiaceae
Product: serine carboxypeptidase 1-like
Biological process (GO): proteolysis
Cellular component (GO): vacuole
Molecular function (GO): serine-type carboxypeptidase activity
Source: RefSeq, a predicted model, not a curated record